Molecule: messenger RNA, 2274 nt
Organism: Pteronotus mesoamericanus
Lineage: Eukaryota; Metazoa; Chordata; Mammalia; Chiroptera; Mormoopidae
Gene: PRAM1
Product: PML-RARA regulated adaptor molecule 1
Biological process (GO): integrin-mediated signaling pathway; T cell receptor signaling pathway; protein localization to plasma membrane
Cellular component (GO): plasma membrane
Molecular function (GO): protein binding
Source: RefSeq, a predicted model, not a curated record
AUGGUUUCUGCCGAUGAGAAAACCCAGUUCCGCAUUCAGUCCCCGCAGAUCCAGGUGAGCAUGAACAGCAAGCUGGUAACAGCCAGGAACAAGAGGGGGUGGUGUGCGCCUGGGACUGUGUCCCUGAGUCUCCACGUCGGUCUCUCUCCAACUCCUGUGUGGGUCAGUUCCUGCCUACCUGUGUCCCAGGGGAGCCAUCAGGACUUCCGGAGCCUUCAAGCGAAGUUCCAGGCCUCUCAGCCUGGGACCGGCGAACUAUCCCCGAAGCCUGAGUUCAAGAAACUCCUCAAGAAGUUUCCUCAGCCUGAGCCCAGUGAGAACUCCAAAAAGCCCCCCCAGCCCGAGUUCACUCAUCUCCCCAAGAAGCCCCCUCAGCCCGAGCCCACUGAUCUCCCCAAGAAGCCCCCCCAGCCCGAGCCCACUGAUCUCCCCAAGAAGCACCCCCAGCCCGAGUCCACUCAUCUCCCCAAGAAGCCCACACCGCCUGAGUUCACUCAUCUCCCAAAGAAGCCCCCGCAGCCCAAGUUCACUGAUUUUCCCAAAAAGCCCUCCAAAUCUGAGUCCAGUGAAGCCUGCAAGAAGUUCCCACAGCCAGAGGCCCCUGCGUUCCCCAGGAACCCCCUGCAGCCUGAGGUGAGCGAGGCUCCUCAGAAUGCCUUGCAGCUGGAGCCUAGUGCACUUACCCAGAAGCCCCCACAGCCUGACCCCAGCAACCCCACCAAGCCCUCCGCAGAACCCAAAUUCAGUACAUCCCCUAGGAAGGUCUGGCAGCCUGAGCUCAGUGAGGCCGCCCCACAGCCCCCACAGCCUGAGUUCAGCGUGCUCCCCAGAAGGCCCCAGCAGCCUCAGGUGCCCCCCAGGAAGCCCGAGCCCAGUGAGCCGCACCCGAGCUUUUCACAGUCUGACCUCAGUGCCUCUCCAAAAAAGACCCCACUGCCUCAGCUGAGUGACCUCCCCAAGAAGCCCCUGCAGCCUGAGUUCGGUGACCUCACCAGGACAUCCUCGGAGCCCGAGGUCUGUGUGAUUCCCAAGAGACCACGGCAGUCCGAAUUCAGAGCAUUCUCUAGGUCCCCGCAGGCCAAGGCGGACAGCCUCCCCAGGACCACCUCAGAGCCCGAGGUUCGCCUACUUCCCAGGAAGUUUCCGCAACCUGCGGGUCAGGGAACCCCCCGCAAGUUCUCGCAGCCCGAGCCCAAUGUUCUGCUCAAGAAAUCCCUGCAGGCGGAGUUCUUUGGAGAUCCUUCUAGAAAGCCUCCACUGCCUGGCUCCAUUUCGGAGAGUUCACUGCCCUUGGCUGUCGCGGCCUCCGGCCCCCGAUUCCCACUCAGCCCCGGGUUUGGCGCCAGGCAGCAGAGGUCAGUUCUCCCUCACAGCGGCGCAUCCAAGCUGGGCCUGAAACCCGGCCGCCCACCCCGGCGGCGGCCUCUGCCUCCGGUCAGCAGCCUGGGACCCCCGCCAGUCAAACCCCCACUGCCGCCAGGCCUCAAGGAUGUCCAGGGCUUCCCAAGACCCUCAGCAGCAGCCACAGCCCUGAGGAGGGCCCGCUCUUGUGCUGGAAUCCACGUCCGGGCCCCACAGCCUAAGGAUAGCCAGGGGGACCCAGAGGAGAUCUACGAGCUGUGCGAUGACGUGGAAGGGGCAGACUCCAGUCCCAGCUCCAAGAGCAAAGAUGAUGUGCGACCCAUCCAGCAACCCCCUAAGAGGCCACCACAUGACCCUGAGCUCAGGAAGCAGACGGCUCUCCAGCCACAGGAGUUGCUACCUGUGGACCCUAAGGUCCUGAAGCAGAUGCGGAAGGCGGAGAAAGCUGAGAGGGAGUUCCGGAAGAAGUUCAAGUUUGAGGGGGAGAUCGUGAUUCAGACAAGGAUGAUGAUCGACCCCAAUGCCAAGACACGCCGUGGGGGUGGCAAGCACCUGGGCAUCCGACGCGGGGAGAUCCUGGAGGUGAUCGAGUUCACCAACGAGGAGGAGAUGCUCUGCCGGGACACCAAGGGCAAGUACGGCUACGUGCCCAGAAUAGCGCUGCUGCCCCUGGAAACAGAGGUGUACGAUGACGUUGCCUUCCUGGACCCUCUAGAAGGCCAGCCAUUCCCUCGAGGACGGUAAGCUCGGCAGGUGCGUGGAUCCAGGACAACUCACCGGCCCAACCACCCACCAACCCAGGAAUCCUGGAUCCCAGCUCGAAGGCCACAGAACUCCCCAAGCUGCCUUGGCUGGGUAGCUCAGCUGGUUAGAGCAUCGUCCUGGUACACCAAAGUUGCAGGUUCAACCCCC